Messenger RNA from Neopelma chrysocephalum (saffron-crested tyrant-manakin), 2452 nucleotides. RefSeq names its product lactamase beta like 1 (gene LACTBL1). The coding region runs from base 1631 to 2452 and encodes 273 amino acids. The record is from RefSeq and is a predicted model, not a curated record. The transcript is spliced from 8 exons. NCBI's taxonomy places the organism in Eukaryota, Metazoa, Chordata, Aves, Passeriformes, Pipridae.
UGGAUUUGCUGAAGCCUUGGGUCACAAGCUCUGAACUUUCACCCAGCUGUGCUUUUGACUGGAACACAGUUCAUCUCCUCAGUAAUUUUUCUGGUAGCUGGUGCAGGCUGUGUCUUGGAUGCAGUAUGAGAGUAAUGCUGAGAACACACUCAUGUUUGGGUUGUUGCUAAGUGGUGCUUACCCUAAAUCAGGGAUGUUUGGAUUUCCCAUGCUCUACCAGCACAGAGCAGGAGACAAGAAGGCUCCAGCCAUCAGCAAAGCUGCAAAUCCACAAGAUGAGAGAGGUCAAUAUCUGUGUGGACACAGGGAGGGAAUCCAAGAAGGUGUUAGAAGACUCCAGACCAAAAAUCCCCAUUGGACCAAGAGGUGUGUGAAGAGCACGUGCAGAGACUGUAAGGGCAGAAAAUCCAGGGAUCUCUUUGCUCUGGUCCUUGUUUGAAGGCACCAGGUCAGGUUGUUUCUAUUGCUGGAGCACUCAAAUAUUAAUUUUUUUUCCCCUGGAAUGGGCUAUCUGAGAUUCUGCUGCAGGAAACCCAGGGAGAAGAAAUUUCUUUGACAGUUUGGUGACCCCAAACCACCACCACUGGAUCUGCAAACAUCCAUUGCCAGCAACGUGUGAGUUCACAUGGGACCUUUGGGAUGGGAGGUACUGAAGGAUGCUGCAGAGGGGUGAGGCCUGGCCGAUUAAUCUGUGCUCAGAGAGGCUGCUGGAUUAGUGCUUCAUCUGCUCUCAACAUCUGCAGCUGCAGGACAGCCCCAAAUUCAUCAGCUGGAAGCCAGAAGGAGCAGCAAGGCAGGUAAGAGCUCUUUCUUAGGGAGGGUUGAUGAUUGAAUCACCUCUGUCAGGUAGCAAGAUGAGGGAGGUUUUAUGGGAAAGGUGGUGGUAGUGCCAUUAUCUUGGCACUUCCAAACCUGUCACACAGUUCUUUGGCUGUGUCUGUGAGUCCCAAGUGUAAGGGGGGUGUUGUUGGCUGUGAAGAGGGAAAGGGGGGGCUGGAAGGACCACGUGGAGCAGGCACAGUGAAAAUGUGGCAGUCCUCAAGGUCUCAAAGCUCCAGUUCCUUGUGUUUGGAGGUGGGGUGAGGAUGGCCCUGGGAAAUGAGAAGUCUGUGCCCCACCGUACUGCCCAGCCUGGGGGCACAGGGGACACCUCCUGAGGGGACUGGGCAGUGCCCUCAGGGAGAUGGGAAUGGCCCCAAGGGAGUCCAGGAGUCAAGUGGUUCUUUGAAGGGGGAAGGAAGGGACAAUUUCUGAAGCUGAGCCCUUGGAGAGCUGGGAAUGGCCCUCAAAUCACCCAAGGAGUCAAGUGGUUCUUUGAGGGUAAAUACAAGGUGCUGCCAAACCAGAGGGAGAGACAUGGAAGGUGUUGCUGAGGAUUUACCUCACAGGGUUACUGUGAUUUGGGCUGGAAAAUCACCUCAUUCCAACCCCCAUGUCCCCAUCCAAAACCAGCCCCUCCCUGCUGUUCUACUUACCUGAGCUGGGCUUUGUUACCCUGGACUUCCCUCCUUGCUCUGCCUCUGCUUUUUUCCUGCACUAACUGCUGGUUUCUCUUCAUUACAGGGGUUUAUGAACCUUUUAUUUGUGCAAACAGGCAGCACGGGGGAUGAGAAGAGAAUCCUGAGCAGCCAUGGAGGGGUUACAGCUGCGGAAGGCUCCCAGCAGCCGGAGCUUCCUCAAGCUCACUGCCAUGGAGGUGAAGUGGAUCCAUGUGUUGGUUGUCUUCCUCUUCCUGCUGUCUGUGGCAAUGACAGGCUGCUUCCUGUGGCAGUACAGCCUCCCCAAGCUGGAGCCCAGCCCUUCUGUGAUGGAAGUGAGAUCAGAAGCUGUGCAGAUGUGUCCCCGCUACCCUGAGCCGGUCCCGCUGGACCACCCCAUCCCCAUCCUGAAGGAUGCCUUGGAGAAGGUGGAUUUGAUGCUAAGGCAGAAGAUGCACAGCUCAGGGCUCCCAGCCAUGUCUGCCAUCGUCAUCUACAACGACACAGUGCUCUGGACAGGAAACUUUGGGAAGAAGAACAUCUCCGACCCCUCCUCGGCUGUGCCCAACGAAUACACCAUUUACAGAAUCGCCAGCGUCUCCAAGAUCUUCCCCACCAUCAUGCUGUACAAGAUGUGGGAGGAAGGCAAGGUCACGUCCCUGGAUGACCCGUUGGAGCGUUACGCCCAGAACUUUGUCAUUAAGAACCCCCUGGGGAGGCUGAAGGACUCAGAGCAGAGGUACACAGCAGAUGGGAUGGUGUUUCUGGAGAAGGGCUCGAUGCCACUGAAGCCAUCGCCCGUCACCCUGCGCAGGAUGGCCAGCCAGCUCUCAGGUCUGCCCAGGAGGCUGAGAUCCACCAGCCUGCUGUGGAAGGGCAACACGCAGGAGGCCCUGGCUCUCCUGAAGGAUGAUGUGCUGGUGGCUGAUCCAGGAACCAGAGCCUUGGAAGUGGACGUGUCUCAGAGAGGAUGA